Messenger RNA from Acipenser ruthenus (sterlet), 9538 nucleotides. RefSeq lists its product as uncharacterized. Gene Ontology annotation, molecular function: nucleotide binding; DNA-directed DNA polymerase activity; DNA binding. The transcript has 4 exons. Gene Ontology annotation, biological process: DNA replication. NCBI's taxonomy places the organism in Eukaryota, Metazoa, Chordata, Actinopteri, Acipenseriformes, Acipenseridae. The record is from RefSeq and is a predicted model, not a curated record. Bases 3850 to 5181 code for a protein of 443 amino acids.
UAUAUUGUGAGAAGUGUUGAAUUUAAAUCAAGGGAAGUAAUGUUAAAACUCUACAAUGCAUUAGUAAGACCUCACCUAGAAUAUUGUGUUCAGUUCUGGUCACCUCGUUACAAAAAGGAUAUUGCUGCUCUAGAAAGAGUGCAAAGAAGAGCAACCAGAAUUAUCCCGGGUUUAAAAGGCAUGUCGUAUGCAGACAGGCUAAAAGAAUUGAAUCUAUUCAGUCUUGAACAAAGAAGACUACGCGGCGAUCUGAUUCAAACAUUCUAAAUCCUAAAAGGUAUAGACAAUGUCAACCCGGGGGACUUCUUUGACUUGAAAAAAGAAAAAAGGACCAGGGGUCAUAAAUGGAGAUUAGAUAAAGGGGCAUUCAGAACAGAAAAUAGGAGGCACUUUUUUACACAGAGAAUUGUGAGGGUCUGGAACCAACUCCCCAGUAAUGUUGUUGAAGCUGACACCCUGGGAUCCUUCAAGAAGCUGCUUGAUGAGAUUCUGGGAUCAAUAAGCUACUAACAACCAAACGAGCAAGAUGGGCUGAAUGGCCUCCUCUCGUUUGUAAACUUUCUUAUGUUCUUAUGUUCUUAUCUCUUUCCCAACACAGGAAUACUUCUCCAAGACUUGCACAGACAGGACAACUGGGCGGAGUUCCCCACAAUCACUCAAGCCACGAUUGUUCUGCCCAGCUUCCUUUUAAACUGUCUAACCCCACCUUUCCAAUCAAUACUGAGGUUUCUGGGUUGUGUAGUCUUUCCCCAGUGACGGCAUUUCUUAAAGACGCCACUGCUCCUUCUUCACAAUAUGUAUACAUGAACCUUGGUGAGAAAUACUUUGAAGAUCGAGCCAAUACUUUAUCAGACCCCCCGAAUUAUUUUGAAAACUGAUUACAUCCUGAAAGAAAAUGUAUGGAGUUCAAUCAAUGGUCAAACCACAAACCCCUGGUUCUAAAGAAUUCUAUUGUAAGGUACACCCUGAGAAUAUUUUGAAAUGCGUGAAUCUUGGUGAGAAAAUACUUUUAAGAUGGAUCCCAUACUUUGAAAGUUUAUUGGGGCAAUUUAGGUUCGGCUGUCACGAAAUCUGGGGAAUCUAUGGGCUUUGGCCAUUAAGACCCUAUAGGUUAUCAAAAAGUCAUUGAUCUAAAAUGUAUAUAAGCUCAUCUCUCAGGACCUGUCUGUACUUCUAAGAAAAGUCUCAACAGUUCAAGAAGCAAGACAAUGGAGAACACACCAAGCAAAAUCUCUGAUCUGUUAAAUGAUCUUGCUGAGCUUAUAGAAGAACAACAGUUAAAUUCAUAUGAAGAGUUACUGACUGAUCCGUAUGACGACCAGACUUCAGAUAGUCCCCUAUAUCCCACUUGGCUUCUAGAGGUUCAGGGCCAUAAUGGUAUGUGUCAUACAUUUUUUAUUGAUGUCAGACCUAAAUAUCGUGAUCUUUUCUCUAAGUAUUCAUGACUACUUUAAAUUUCAGAACUUACCCCAGGAGAGCUAAUUCAACAGGAGCCUCUGAUCCCAAUGGUUGACCAUGAUGUCUUUUUAAAUAGAGCUCUUCAGUACAUCUUUCAGUGACCCUCCGACUGUCCCAAUAGUGUCUAAAAAAAGCCCUGAAAACCCUGCAAGGAAAACCGUGGCCAGCACAUCAGGGGGACAUGGUUUAAAGGCAAGGAACCCCCUUGGGCCCUACAAUAAACAACCCAAAUCUGAAAAAAAACCUCUCAAAAAACGACCCUCAAGACCUGCUCUUAUCGUGUCCAGCGAUUCUUCAGAGGACGAGACACCAGUCAUCAGGGCCCCAAAGUCUAAAAGACCAAGUAAAAUUUCCAGAAGGCUUUACAGUUCACUGAUACCAAGAGUCACUCCACCAAUCUUAGAAGUACCUCAAAGGCCAAGCGCAGCGAAAGCCUCAUCAUCAAUUACUAGGUAUCAUAGUGUGGAGCUCUUGAAGCAAGUAGAAUUGUCUAUAGAUCAGAUCACUGACAGACACCCCGCUAUAAGGGCUCUAGUGUCUGACCCUGAGGUGUCUCAGAAUAUUCUGACUUUAAUAACCCUGUUGAAAACUCUAGGUUUUUUGAAUCACUAACUUGGGCUGUGUAGAGCGAUAAUGGAACCCUUCCGGAAAAAAACUUGUAAGAGAAAACAUGUUGAAAUUGCUGUUGUUGAUGAUGCUGAUAAUGGUGAUGGUGUGGCAUGGGUUCAAAAAAAUAAAAAGGUUUCAAUUGAUCUGAGUCAAACUGUGUCAAAUAAUCCUGUGGUUAAUUCUGCAAUCAUUCCCCAAAGUACUUUAAAUACUGAUAUGUUUAAUUCUGCAAUCACUCCCCAAAGUACUUCAAAUAAGGGCCCCUCAGCAAGCUCCCCUUUAGCUUCUACAUAUACUAGGUCUCCAACCUUAGAUGUAAGACCAAGCACUGUUCACCCCACAAAUUUAGGAGCUUUUGAGAAUUUUGACAAUCUAGACAAACUAUUAAACAACCUAAAUUAUAACUCAUAGAAUUUACCAUCAAUCAAGGCUUUGAUUGAUGAAAUUUCUACAGAGAGCCCCUCUAUAAAUGACAUCCCCCUAAUAUAAACAACAAUGCCCCUAAUCAUCCAGGGAUUAUUAAAGAUGCUAAAUUGACUCGGAUUAAUUUAGACUCUUUGGAUAAGCUUUUACAAUAAAUGUCUAGAGAUAAUCAGGUUAAUACAGAGAGUGUAGAUGCUGCGAGAAACCAAAUAGGGUCAGGUUUAAACGGGGGGUCUUGUCAGGAUAACUCUUCUAUCAGAAAAGUCCUGUGGAAUGGAGUAGUACACGAUGACCAAGUGGCUGGGCUCUCUGAUUUGCAGGACCCUAACAGGGCUAGCGAACCCCCUGAGGUUAAUAAAAACGAUGGGCCUAGAAUUGGGGGGGAGGAUGUACAGCUUAGACAUAGACCUAUGUUUAACAAUAUUGAAUUGAAACAACCUCUUAACUUUACACACCUGUAUGAUUUGGAUUCCUACGCUGAAGUUUUUACCGUACUGCAUGAAACGUUAGAGAAUAUGUUGAGUGAGAUUUCUAGAACGUUAAGGCCUGCAGACAUUGUGCAGCUUGAAUUAAGAGCAGGAUCCUUGAAUAUACCAGUGUAUGUAAAAAUGACUGGAGACAAUUUAAGUCUAGACAAUUUUCUCAGUCAGAUUGAAGCUCUCCUUCAAAGUCAUAGUUAAAUUUUGGUUGAUGACUCUUUGAUGCUGGUUGUACAAGUUAUUAGGUGUCCUGAAGGAGGGGGGCCAAAGAGAGGUUUGCGGACCUUAAUGAAAAGCGAGCUUAUUAGAAAAAAAGCCAAGCAUCUGAUUUUAUGUUACAACAGAGACAAUCAAUUAUGCUUUGCUUACAGCAUUCUGAGCUUGGUAUUUCCAGAACUCAGGGAUGCCUAUGAUGUGUGUAUGGCUGAGGCUUUAAAAGUUCAACAGAGUGUGGGGUUAAGUGAACAUCAGAGGGUUUCGUUUGCUGACAUAGAUAAAUUUGAACAGGCCCUGGAUGUUAAAAUUUGUGGUGUGGCACAGAUGCCCUCAAAAGGACGUGUUCCUGAAACACCAAACAGAUACUUGGCCAAAAAAGAAAACUGUCUUUCUGUUUCUUCAUGAGAACCAUAUCUACGGUAUUGUUAACUUGAAAGGUUUUCUAGGAGCAGCCUAGCUGUGCAAUUACUGUUACACAGCCUACAGUAACCGAUCUGGACAUCGCUGUGAGGGACACUGUAAUGUUUGUUUUUCACCAUCCUGUAAUAGCGAUGCCUCUGUAAAGGUUAAAUGCAAUGAUUGCCAUCGUUAUUGUUGAUCCCAGCUUUCUUAUGAUAAGCAUAAGAUUCUCCGGGAUAAAGCCAACAGUGAAAAACAGGUCUCUAUGUGUGACAUCUUAAAACUGUGUACAAGAUGCUAUGCUCUCUAUAAAUGCAAUCCUUCUAAACCUUCAGCUCAUAAAUGCCCUAGUCUCUACUGUAAGAAAUGUAAGGCAGUGUUGUUACCUCACACUGGUCACAAAUGCUUCAUUCAAGUGCCAAAACCUUAUGAGCCCACAGAUAAAUAUGAUUUUGAAUGCCGUCAGGAUGAUGGCUUGCACAUGCCGAAUUAUUUGUACUGUCUGCACAUGGAUGGGGAAUCCUGGUUUUGGGAGGGGGAGGAAUGUGUGAAGUUUUUUGAAAGGUAUCGCAGACCCAGUUACACCGGCUAUACUUUCUUGGUGCAUAACACAAAGGGAUAUGAUAGCUAUUUACUGAUGAAUUAUUUAGUCACCAACGGUAUUAACCUUCAUAUCAUAGCACAGGGUAGCAAGCUAAUGUGUAUUACAGAUGAGUCUUUUAAGAUGCACUACAUUGAUUCCUUAAACGUUAUGCCCAUGAAGUUAAGUGCAAUGCCUUCAGCUCUGGGAUUUGAAGCCAGAAAAGGAUAUUUUCCUCAUUUUUUCAAUACUGUUGAAAACCAGAAUUACGUCAGUCCCUAUCCUGAAACACGUUACUACGGGGUUCAGCAAAUGAAGUCUGAAGAACGUGAUAAGUCGAUUAAGAAAGGCAUUUUUAAUUUCAGAGAAGAGAUGACCUUCUACUGCAAAAAUGAUGUUGACAUUUUGAAAGAGGCCUGUAUCAGGUACUGUACAGAGGUUUAUGCUAUAGGGCAGAUAGACCCCUUCCAGUGUACCACCAUUGCUUCACUGUGUAUGGCAAUGUACAGAAGUAAAUUUAUGCCAAAAGACACAAUAGCUAAGAUUCCCCCAGACAAUUACGCUGACCAGCAAAAAAGCUUUUCAAAUGCAUCGAUACAAUGGUUAAUGUAUGUGUCUGAAACUGAAAAUGUUUUCAUUCAACAUGCUUUGAACUAUGGUGAGCUUAACCCUUUGCGGUCCAUUGUCGGACUGGGUCCGACAUUGCAAUUAUUCCUCACAGGUCCUUUGUCAGACUGGGUCCGACAUCAUUAUAGCAACGCAAUAAACGGGUGUUUAGUCGUUUUUUCUCCGGAAAAAGCCGAGAAAACCAUUCAAUUGCCGAGUGGGAGCGACAGGAGCCGAAAUAAGUCGAAAAAAAAAAAAAAAAAAAAGGCGUAUCUCAUGAAUAGUCAUACAUGGUAUCAGGUAUCAGAUAACGGGGCGGUCAUAGUAAACAAGCUGGCUGAGUGUGUCAGCGCACAGAGACUAUCAUGGACAUUUGCAGAGCUUUUUUCAGAUGUUAUAGUAAUAAAAUAAUGACUUGGAUCGCAUUAUUGAGGAGUUUGGUGAUAAAACGAGUGAUCCGGAGAUGAUCGAUCGGUAUGUACGACUAUUAUUAUUAUUAUUAUUUAUUUCUUACAUAGGUGAAUGCUAUAGCAAACGAAAGGGUGGGGCGGGGCUGGAGAUGCCUAGUGAGUGCUUUGUUGAUAUGCAGGGCCAUUUAAACCCGUUUGACUGUGAAAAAAAAUACUUUUAAACAGCGCGUAUAAAAUUAACUGCGCAUGUGAAAAUUAAUUAGACCUGACGUGCCUGACACGCGAUUAAUAAAUGGACUGCAAAGGGUUAAAAUUUGACCCUUUUUCUUGGAGGGGCAUGCUGUGAUUAAUGGUAAGCGUACGGCUUUUGAAUUUGCAGGGUGCUUUUUUCAUGGUUGCCCCCAAUGCUACGAUUCCGCCGAUGUAAGCCCCUUAAGCAAACUAGCCUGCGGUACGAUGUAUCAUCACUUCAAUGAAAAGACUGAAACAUUGCAAAAGGUUUACAGGUUGGAAGUCAGAGUUAUUUGGGAGCAUGAAUGGAACGCCCUGAAAAAACAGCCUCAAGUUCACGAUUUUUUGGUUCUGUCGCAGGUGACGCUGAACUAGUUAUUCCAUAUCGUAAAACAUUAGACUCUAGUGCAUGGAGGAUCUCAGUAAGCUACAGUAAAUGGUUCAUCAAUUGAAUCAGAUUCAGUUGUAUUGUGUCUGCCAACUGAUGAUGUGAGGCAGAACAGUAAUUGGAUACCAGAAAAUAUGAAUAACAGUGAGUUUUGGCCUCCUUCAGUGUUCUGGAUGGAAGGCGUACCUCGCAAAGUGACUCUGUGCGAACAAAAGGAAAUAUAAAGAAAUAAUAUUUACAGCUAAACGUGUCCAAGUAUCUUAUAGGAAUGAAGUCAGGCCAUGGAAAUCCACACCUGUGAUGGAGAAACAUUGGAUCAAGGGACUUCUUGUGGAAACAACUAAGAGCGAAACCUGGUACAGAAGCUGAAUCCUGCUGAGAACAUAUGGAUAUGCUGGACAUGGACUAGGCAAUUUCAAAUAUGGAAUGUAUUAUAAAAUGAAGUGUCAAAGAUAUUAGGAAGGAUAAAGAAAGAGUGUCCUUGUACCACUAGUAGGUGGCUCUCUUGCUGCAUGAAAUAGGUCAGUCCUCUCUUGUUUGGAAUUACACAUGUAUUCAAUUAAGUACUUAGUGGUCUGAGAAUCCCUAAGAAAAUAUAUAUAAUGAACGAUUUACCACUAGUAUAUCUUCAGAAAGCAUGACGCUUGAUAAAAAGCACCAUUCCGGCUAAAAGUGAACGUUAAUCUACAAAUUUAUGUCAAGAAAAACACAAGAUAAGAAGAGACUCUUUAUGACCAAAAGAUUAACUAACAAUCCAGAGGUCUUAAGAAAAAAUCCUGUCUCGGCUGGAUUUUGUAUGAACAAAGGGUCACGCCUAGUUGAAUGCAGUUAUACUGGCAUAUAUUUGGAUUUAAAUCCUAAAAGGGAUUCACCAAAAUAAUAUUAUAGCAAUUGAUAAACAGAGGUAAAUUAAUUGAAAGAUUAUCUUAUAAUAAAACAGGUUCAGUGCUAAUUGAAACUGUUUAUAGUUCUUAACAGUUAUUUCAUAAGAUUAAUAAUAUGUUUUAAGUAUUUGCUAUAAUGAGAAAACAUAUUAUUUAAAGCUGACAAGUAUUAUUGGUUGUUCACGACUUUGCUGUAGUGAUAAGAAGAUUAAAACCUGGAGCGGUAUUCGAUUUACUUAAAUGGGAAAAUGGUACAAGUUUAUUCUUCUUUCUAUUGAACAAUAAGACUUCUAGACAUUAUGAUAUCCAUUGAAGUAUAGAAGUUAAAAGGUGUUGUGUUAUGUUUUUGUGUUAAGUUUGUAAUAAUAUACUAUAAUGUACCUUGUUAUUAAUCCACUAUACUAUUGUCUAAUGAUGGUAGAUGGAUUCCUUAUAAUGUGGUGAUUUGAAACUGCUGCAGUGAAAACAGGGCCUCUCUUCUUAUCUAGAAAGAGGGAAUGUCCUUGGGUUCCACUUCAGCAGAGCUGCAAGUCUCAUGUAGAUGGAGUGUUAAGGUUAAUGGAAUUAGUGGUUUAGCACAGAUAAGAAUAUAUCUUGAAAUAAUAUGCAAAAAUUAUGGCUUAACAGACCUUUAUAGGUCAUAAAUCUAAAAAGUGUUUGCACAGACUCUGACCUUGGAAAAAAACAAGAGACUGUGGAAACUGCUAGCAGUAACAUAUUCCCAGAGACGUACAGGUCAGAGCCUGGUCAGUGCAUCUCUUAAUGGAUAAAUAAUUGUAAUGAAAACUAUUACCACUUAAACUUAGUGAAACUAAAUGACUUGAAUAUUGUAUGAGACAAACUUUUGUCAAAUACUCUGUUAGACAAUGGUAUAUGGAAUCAAAACUGACUCAUUAACAAAAUGAUGACACAAUAUGAAGUUAAAAGAAACACAUACCUUUAAUUUAGCAUAAUAUAAUCACUUAGAAGAUGAUGUCACAUAUUAAGAACAUCUCUCAUAUAUAACACAUAUAAAAUUAGUGUUUUGCAUGCAGUAGUGUUUUUAUAUUAUAUUAUAAACCAAGAUCCUGGGAACCUUGGUUCACUUAACUUUUCAGAUAAAGGAGGGGCUCGGAGGAAAGCAAAGAAAUGAGAUCAUAGGUUUGGAGUUAGACAAGAAAUGAGAUAUUUAAUUUAUUGAGUACAUGACACCUAUUAAUUCUGAAAAGUUAGUCCGGAUCUUUUGAAAACUAUUAUUUGUAAAAUGGAUAAGAACUGUCCCACCUAAUUAAUGAUUGGAUUUAAUUGAGGCGUCCCAUGUAUUCCAAUGAGACGAAAAACCUAUUUAACUCCAGAGUAAUUUCAAUGGAGUACCACACUCAUCCCAGACAGGGCAAGGUGGUCCAUCUUUUGCAAACCAAAGACACAAUUGAGCUGAUUGAAUUCAGUUUCAUUUGCCUGGUGAAGACAGCCAUAUCCUUUUACGAUUUAUAUUAAAGGCUAAGCAUUAAGCAAUUAUAAUUAUUAUUUUAUCUCACAUGUAUUGCAUGUAUUGCUAUAAGGGACUCACGCUAUGUUUAGAAGAUAGGAGAACAUUUGUUGAAUGUGCUGAAAAGAGGCUACUGGGUGUAUUUAGUGUCGUGGUCGUGGCCAGGCCUGCCGGCUGCAUGAAUACAUAAAGAUGUAUUAAAGUGUUAACGUUAAUAUCUGUUAAGACACUGGACUGCCCAGAACGUCUGUCAGCUGGGGAUAUGAAGUAGCCUGUAGCUACUCAAUCCAAUAUUUAACUGUUAAUAAACCAAAGGAGUACUGAUCAUACUCUGAUUCGUAAAAAACACUUUAGAUACAUGAGUCUGUCAAUUUCUUGGGUACUAUAUUGGUCAUCCGAAUAUACUGCGGGUCCAGAGCACUAACUAUAUCCCACUAGGAGUAAUAACAUCUCUGUCCUCCUAAUGUCUCCCCUGAGAUAAGAGUGUGUGCUGAGCAAAUACAAAGAGUACGUAAAGAAAUCUGAACACGCGGAUUUCGUGACAGUUCGUUCUGAUUUUCCAGAAUGUAUCAAUCCUCGUGAGGCUCUGUUUGGGGGUCGUACGAAUGCCAUUACAUUACAUUAUGUGGCCCAGGAAAAUGAAAGUUUGGAAUACUUUGAUUUCACUAGCCUGUAUCCCUUUGUCAACAAAACACAAGUGUACCCUGUAGAUCAUCCUACCAUAAUUUACAGGACUUAAGUCAUUACUUUGGAUUGUUCAAAUUAACUGCAAUGCCUCCUCAGGGUCUUUUUUUCCCCCGUACUGCCUGCAAGAAUCUGCAGUAAAUUAAUGUUCACCCUCUGUCGUUCUUGCACAGAAACACUAAACCAGACAGGGAUAUGUAACCAUACCUCUGAAGAAAGAGCCUUGACAGGAACCUGGUGCAGUGUAGAGGUAGUCAAAGCUCUUGAGAAAGGUGACCUUUACAGACUACAUUAACCCUUUGCGGUCCAUUGUCGAACUUGGUCUGACAUUGCAAUUAUUCCUAUCAGGUCCAUUGUCGGACCCUGUCCGACAUCAUUUUAAAAACGCAAAAAAAUGGGUUUCUAUUCCUUUUUUCAGCGGAAAAAGCCGAGAAAACCAUUCAAUGGCUGAGUGGGAGUGACAGGAACCGAGACAAGCCGCAAAAAAAAAAAAAAAAAAAAAAAAUGGCGUAUCUCAUGAAUAAGCAUACAUGCCCCUGGCAUUACCAUAGGGGCGGGUAUAAGGACAUAAGGAAGCUAUGAAAUACCACACCAGCGCACAGAGGCUAUCACGGACAUUUGUAGAGCUAUUUUGAGAUGUUAUAGUAAUAAAAUAACGACUUGGAUCGCAUUAUUGAGGAGUUUGGUGAUAAAACGAGCGAUC